Molecule: messenger RNA, 1278 nt
Organism: Manihot esculenta (cassava)
Lineage: Eukaryota; Viridiplantae; Streptophyta; Magnoliopsida; Malpighiales; Euphorbiaceae
Product: agamous-like MADS-box protein AGL8 homolog
Exons: 2
Coding region: 1-1278 (425 amino acids)
Biological process (GO): positive regulation of transcription by RNA polymerase II
Molecular function (GO): protein dimerization activity; RNA polymerase II cis-regulatory region sequence-specific DNA binding; DNA-binding transcription factor activity, RNA polymerase II-specific
Source: RefSeq, a predicted model, not a curated record
AUGACGAGAAAGAAGGUUAAGCUUGUGUGGAUAGUGAAUGAUGCUGCGAGAAAGGCCAGCCUGAAGAAAAGGCGAGUUGGCUUGCUGAAAAAAGUGAGUGAACUCACCACCUUGUGCGGUGUUAAUGCUUUUGCCAUCAUCUAUAGCCCAGAUGAACCAGAGCCUAUGGUGUGGCCAUCGCCACCGGAGGUGGAGCAGCUGAUUAUGAGAUACGAAAGCAUUCCGGAGGUGGAGCGGUGCAAAAAGAUGACGAAUCAAGAAAGUUAUCUAAAGGAGAGGAUGGCCAAAUCGCAGGAACAUUGCAGGAAGAAUCAUAUGAAGAACAGGGAGUAUGAGUUGGUCUACCUCAUGGACCGACUUCGUCGUGAUAAUGAAAUGGAUUCUUUUGAGGUGACUGAACUUCAGGCUUUCAUUUGGCUGUUGGAGGAGAAAAUGAGGGAGUUAAGAAAAAGAUCCGAGUAUUUUCAACAAGUUCCUCCUCUUCCAUCUUACCCUUUUCCUCCUCCUCCUCCUCUUCCGCUUCCGAUGUCUCCUCAUGGGGAUGUUAUUAUGGAAGAGAUGGGCCAAGAAGGAGGAGGUGGUGGUUCUGGUGGAGAGCUUAUGAGGUUUAAUCCUCAAGAAGCUUUAAUGUGGGAUCAGUGGUUCAUUGAUAUGAUGAACAAUAACGAAAAUAUUGCUGGUGGCGGCAGUGGAACCAACCUCCCACAAGGGUUGAACUUCCCCGGAUUUCCUGGUGGUGGUGGUGGUUUUGAUAUGGGUGUUUACCCUGGGCGUUUUGGAGAUAGCAGCGCCGGCAACAUCGUCGGCAUGGGACUCCCUCAGGGGAACAUGAAUAUUGGUAUGAAUCCUUUUGAGCUGGGAAUGCCUCCUUAUGUCAAUCCUUUUGGGCUGGGGCUGCACCCUCCUCCUCAAAAUUUUGCAGGCAGUAACAGUACAAAUGUUUUUGGGCUGGGACUGCCUCCUCCACCUCCUCCUCCAGAAAAUUUUGCCGGCAGUAGCAGUGCAAAUAUUUUUGGGCUGGGGCCGCCUCCUCCUCAUCCUGAAAAUUUUGCAGGCAGUAGCAGUGCAAAUGUUUUUGGGCUGGGGCUGCCUCCUCGUCCUCCUGCUCCUGCUCCCGACAGCACUACUGGAGAAAGCCCCACUGCAGCCGGAGGCGACCUAGGGCUUCCUGGAUUCUUGCCCGCUGGGACUGACACAGACCUUCCUUCUGGUUAUUACAACGAGACGUUGACUAAAUUGGUCAGGGAUUUUGAGCUUGAUGAGGAGAGUGCAGUCUGA